AUGCAGUUUGAACGGCAUAAAAGUCUCUACGAGAAUAGCAUGCUCAAACAGGCUGGGAAAAUACUUUCAUGGGACCACACCUUUACAGCGAGUAAACAUAUCGGACUAACUCGAGAGGACGACAGGUUUGUUAACCAAUUUCAAAACGUCUUCUUGGGAUUAAAUGAAAACGGACAGGUUUUGACGUGCAAGUUUACGAAGACCACAGCUGCUUCGGAAAUCAUAGACGCCCUUAAAGAAUUGAAAAACAAAUUCGAAAGGUCGGACACUAACUUUCGACUAACUUGGAAAUGAUUAUUGUUGAUGACUGCUGCCACGUGAAAAACCUGUACGAGUAAACAUUUCCAGAGGUACGAGUACGGUUAGACUUAAUUCACGCUUAAUUGCACGAGAGUGGUACAAACGGUACCCAAAAGUGAAGAUUUUAGUAAACAAUUUGCCGAUGAAUUUUCUCUAAUUUUUCGUCAAAAUGGAGACCUUGGUAGCACAAAGAGCACUCCAUGUCCUGAUGAAAUAGAGUCUAAUCUUGAACGCCUUCUAUUUGUUUGGAGAGUAAACUUUAAAAGGAAACUCUUGACCAAAUUAAAAGCUUACGCAAGCAUAUACGAAAAGGGUGUCUGUCAGAAAUGCCUGCUGGAUGUGGAACCGAGAUGAACGAGCGGCUUCACAGACUCCUUAACAGAUCACUACUGUGCGGAGUAUCAAAAAUCGGACCUGAGUUGGCAGUAGCGGUGAUGGCACCUUCAUUGUAUGCAUGGAAUUGUAAACGAAGAUCCAAAACGUGA
Messenger RNA from Porites lobata, 785 nucleotides. The record is from the annotation of a GenBank genome assembly. Lineage: Eukaryota; Metazoa; Cnidaria; Anthozoa; Scleractinia; Poritidae.